AUGAGAAUCUUCGCGAUCAUCGCUUUCGGCUUGCUGGUGUCACAACCCUGCGGCAGCAGAUCAAUCACCGAUGAGAGUUCGGUCGUCAGCGUCUAUACGAACCAACCUUCCACAGCAGAGAGUACCAGAACCUCGGGAGUCUAUUUAAUUGCUAGCAAUAUUGCCGAAAAAAUUACUUCGCCUAUUACUAAAUUCUUUGGUUUUGGUAAUGAUCAAGAUGCAAACAAAACGUCUACCAAACGACCUUUUCAUCGAAUCGAAAUCCUUGAUGAAGUGCCUGAACAUGUUACUACAGCUGAUAUGAAUCCGUUGAGCAAUGAAAUACCAAACGAAAGAGAUGUUGAGGAACUCUCAGCUGAAGGUAAUGUCAAGAAAGCCGACAAGAAACCAGAGAAAAUAACAUUAUUUUCAAGUUACUUACCAACAAAAGAAAAUAUAGAGUUAAAUGAUACGAUCAAUGAAGUUGGUAGUGGUGAUGAAGAACCAUUUGGAUUUGAUGAUGAUGACGAUGACGAACCUCAGCCUCGGGAAGGCGGAAUAAUUUAUUUCUUAGAGGGGUGCUGA
Molecule: messenger RNA, 564 nt
Organism: Parnassius apollo (apollo)
Lineage: Eukaryota; Metazoa; Arthropoda; Insecta; Lepidoptera; Papilionidae
Source: the annotation of a GenBank genome assembly